UUACGCAUGUACGCGAAAAUGCUGCGGCAGCUUGUCGCUCCAUCUUCGUGACUGCUGUGUGUGUACACGGACGAGCCGAGCGUCGCGCGCGGAGAAUGACAUUUCAGAUCGGCGACUGAUCGCGAGGGUACCAGGGCGAGCGGAAGAGUCGCGCGUAGGAGUGCGCGUCGCCUCGACACGACGUGACAGCGUUGUCACAUGGAGGAUUGAGGUCGGGGAACGACGAUCAGUGUAGUGAUCAUGGAUCUCGAUAACGAUCUGGACCAACACUUGCUGCAUCAGUUCAGUUGCCUGGGCACCACGGACAAAGACGACCUGGUGAAGCAGCUGCAGAAGCUGCUGGCUGGUAGCCACCUGAAUGAGGCCACCGCCGCGUUCUUCCUGGAUAUGAACAACUGGAAUUUGCAAGCGGCGAUCUGCAGUUACAUUGAUUUCGAGUCACCCUUUAAAACCCCAUGUAUGACGCUACUGUGCGACAGUACGAUUGGCGAAGGUGAAGCUGUGCCACCCAACACAAACUUUAAAAAAUCAUGGCACGUACAAAAUAGUGGUACAGAAGUCUGGCCAGACGGGAUCCAUCUGCAGCACACUAGCGGGGUGUCGAUGGGCUGCGUGCGGAUAGCAGUUCCACCGUUGGGUCCCAAAGAGAGCACGGAAUUGAGCGUGACAUUGACAAGUCCAGCGGAGAUUGGCGUUCACCAGAGUAAAUGGAGAAUGAUGACUUCCGAUGGUGUCUACUUUGGUGAUGUUAUCUGGGUAAUUAUAACGGUGAAUGAAUGCGGUACAUUGGCGGUCACUCAACAGUUGCAUCAGUUAAGUACACAGUCGAACGAUGUACAAAUGUGCUAGCCUUCAACGUACAAACGUCUCCCUUAAAAAAAAAGAUAUUGUGGAAUAUUGCGUCUCUUGGAUCAUUGUGAGGAUCAGCAGUUGUUUUGAAAUUUUGUAUAGGCCGCUUUUUUUCACAACGGAGUUUUUAUCGCUCCUGCAAAUUGAUAAUUGUGUACCGGGAAUAUCUACGAAUCAAUAAAACAUGCAAUAAACUUGGCCAUACUUUUACGCUGAUUAUUAUGUCGCGCGCGCGCGCGUGCGGAGCUAGCUUUUUUUUAAAGGAUAUAUAUAUAUAUAUUUUACUAAGUGUAAUCUUUCCGAUAAAGAAUUUAUUCGAAUCCUUUUUUUUGUUAGAAACGAUUCUUGGUAUAUAUGUGGCAAGAACGGUUUUUUUUUCAUUAAUUUACGUGCAGAUACUGAAUUUAUACAUACCUUGUACGGAAAUUAUGUUAUCUUUGUUAUACUUGGAUGCUGCUUAUAUGCAUAAGGGCCUUUUAUGAUCGUCCAUGCUUGUUAAUCAUAUCGCGCAUGACCGAUCGAAAUUGUAUUUGUGUGAUAAUAGAAGCUGAGCGAUAAUAUCUAAUACGGAAUGAGAAAUGAGGAAAUAAGAAGUGAUCGUAACGGAUUUGCUGGAUGGAUUGUGUGCGUGCGACUGGUAUUGAAGAUAUAUUGAUACAUAAAUAUAUAUAUAUAAUUAAGGUACAGGUUUAUUAAAAAUAUAAUUUUUAUUAGAAAGUAAAAGUCUAGCUAAGAUUCUAAAAUUAGUUAGAAAAUUACAACAUAAAAAAUAUAUUCGUCACUUUUAUCACCAACCCAAAAAAAAA
Messenger RNA from Ooceraea biroi (clonal raider ant), 1655 nucleotides. RefSeq lists its product as uncharacterized. Gene Ontology annotation, biological process: macroautophagy. Gene Ontology annotation, molecular function: ubiquitin binding. The record is from RefSeq and is a predicted model, not a curated record. Gene Ontology annotation, cellular component: phagophore assembly site. NCBI's taxonomy places the organism in Eukaryota, Metazoa, Arthropoda, Insecta, Hymenoptera, Formicidae.